Molecule: messenger RNA, 1455 nt
Organism: Penicillium concentricum
Lineage: Eukaryota; Fungi; Ascomycota; Eurotiomycetes; Eurotiales; Aspergillaceae
Exons: 2
Coding region: 1-1455 (484 amino acids)
Source: RefSeq, a predicted model, not a curated record
AUGAUGGCCAGUUCCCGUCGACGAGAUGUUCCGAGGUCGAAGGCCUACAGCCAGGGCCACAAGGAGCUGAGUGACGGCCCAUUAUCUCGGGAGAAUGUAACCAUACUUCCUUGCCAACGAGAGGACUCAGUUUUCUGGAAAUGGGACCAAGUCAGAGAUGACAUAGUGAGACGCAUCGACCUGACACACGUCUCCACAGUGGCCUGCUACCGUGUGGAGACCAGCCACAGCCCAAGCAAAACCAAUCCGACCAUCAUUGUUUCUGGGAAUCACGCCAGAUAUCCGGGGGCAACCCAGGAAGCCCGGGAUAUUAUCAACGCAGUCCUUUUGAAGUACAAGCCAGUGGAGGUUCAAGUCAAGUUUCUUGAAGGUCAAUACAGCAGGUACGCAUCCCACCUAUCAGAGAGAAAUGCUCCAAAACGUGAUGUCGAUGAAGCCGGGUCAAGAGUGUUUCACGACGAUAUCAUUCAACUUCAGUCAUUGCCAGGGCAGAGUCUGGCUCUCCAUGGAAAUGACAGCACCUCUGGCACGCUUGGGGACUUCUUUGAACUCAAGUUUCCCGGAUCGACGCACUCAACUGUGAUGGGACUCACAUGCUUUCAUGUGAUAGAUCCAACAACUGCGCCCACAGUUAAUGUGAGAGAGGACAAGGUAGAACAAUGGCGCAAAAGCGGCAUCAAGCCCGUCGACAGAAUGGCAAGGGAACUGAAAGUCGAUCACCCCAGCCCUCGUGCCAUCCGAAAUAAGACCCGAGCGCUAGAGAAAGAAAUCGAUAAGAUCCAGACUCCAGAGUACAAUCUGAACGAAGAACUCGUUAGCUAUGGUGUGGAACUCAAAAGGGGUGUCAAGACGAGGCAUCUGGAGGCAAGCAAACAGCUUAGACACUUGAGAGCGUUACUAGGGAACCUCCAAGCCUUCGAUGCAAAUUUUGGAAGGGUAUGGGCUGCCUCUGGUCUUAGAAUAGGCCAGGCGGCAAGUAUUGAUGGCGGCAAUAAUGACCUACCCACAGUCCAUGAUUGGGCAUUGAUAAAAGUUCCCAGGGAGCGGGCGGUGCGUAACAUUACCCCAGAAGGGCACCGACUAAAGGGAGGACCGGUACCCGAGCUUGUCGACAAGCUCGAAUUAUGUAUUUCGGGUCAAAGGUCGGGGUACUCCGAAGGGUACUAUAACUCGCUUCGCCCAGCGAGAAUCCAUCGAAAUGAGGUAGAUGGAAAAGACUCGGUGAUUGUUAUCAUUGAGCAUUCAAUACUAGCCAAAAGUAACGAAGACUCCUUUUUUUCGAAGAAUGGAGAUUCUGGAUCUUUGGUUUACACCAAAGACCAUGUGGUGGUGGGAUUGCUUUUUGCGGGCGACCUAGAUGCGCCAUAUACUUCGUGCUUUACUCACAUCCACGAUGUGGUUACACACAUUAAACGUGCGACAGGGGCGUCUGAAGUCUGCUUGUGGGAAGGCUGA